AUGGGAAAUGAGGCCGGCGCCAGGAUCGCGGCGCGGCUGCCGCCCCGCCUCGAGGGGCACUGGGUCUCCACCGGAAGCCCUUAUAGACUCGUCUUCCACAGCCGGCGCGCCAUGCGCGAGGUGGCCGCCUGGGUCAACGGGACGUCGGGCACGGGCUGCAGCGGCUUCCUGCCCGCGGGGCGCAGCUGGGCGCCCGGGGCGCUCUACGAGGUGCUGAGCGCCAAGACGGAGCGCGACUGCACGGCCGCGCUGGGCUUCGCCAUGCACGAGCUCAGCCUGGUGCGCGUGGAGAAGCACUACCAGGCCCUGCCGCGGCCCGGCGGGCGCCUCCUGGAGGAGCUCUACCUGGGCGACAUCCACACCGAGUGGGGGGAGAGGCUCCACUACCGGCCCACGGGCUACCAGCGACCUCUGCAGAACGCUGUGCACCAUGUGCAUCCUUGCCCAGCCUGCGGGAUCAUAUACAGAGCUGAUGAACACCAUCCACCCAUCCUACCUGCGCAAGCCGAGCUGCCCAUGCAGCUGGGUGGCAGCUGGGUGAGCACCCACUGCGAGGUCCGGCCCGCCGUGCUGUUCCUCACCAGGUACUUCAUCUUCCACGGGAGCAAUCACACCUGGGAAGGGUAUUAUUACCACUACUCCGACCCCCUCUGCAAGCAGCCGACUUUCACCAUCUACGCGUCCGGGCAUUACACCCAAGGCAUCCCCUCCUCCAAAGUGAGAGGUGGCACCGAGCUGGCUUUUAAGGUCACCCAGGCUCGGGUGACGCCGAUGGACCAGGUGACGGUGAUGAUGCUCAACUCCUCGGAGCCGGGAAGCUGCGGGCUGACAAACUCCUGGCGCGCUGGGAUGGAGCAGGAUAUAACUCCCACAAAUGGAUGUUUGGCUCUGGGCAUCAAGCUGCCGCACACGGAGUAUGAGCUGUUCAAAACAGAGCAAGACGCCAAGGACCGCAGCUUGCUGUUCAUCGGCGAGAGGCCCACGGAUGGAUCCAGCCCCGACCGUCCAGACAAGCGACCCACGUCGUAUCAAGCACCUCUUGUUCAGUGUGCUGGGGCCUCGGAGGAAUUCUCUAAAUAUCUUAGUCUGAAAUACUUGGGAAAGCAGGGUGCUAGUGGGAAUGAAGCACUAAAACCUUUGCCUGUGGCCUUUUUAUUGUUUGUAGCACUGCAAUUUUUGAGAUGGGACUAGCUCUCUAUUCAGGUACAGCAAAGAAUUCACAUAGUCCUGGUGCUAGGAUGAUUUUAUAUUCUUCAAAUGAUCACCUCUGGAAUAAGUUUUACUUAGAUUUGAAAAC
Molecule: messenger RNA, 1297 nt
Organism: Tinamus guttatus (white-throated tinamou)
Lineage: Eukaryota; Metazoa; Chordata; Aves; Tinamiformes; Tinamidae
Source: RefSeq, a predicted model, not a curated record